This is a messenger RNA of Hypoxylon trugodes, 1344 nucleotides long. Its product is annotated as alpha-ketoglutarate-dependent sulfonate dioxygenase. Bases 1 to 1344 code for a protein of 447 amino acids. The transcript has 12 exons. The record is from RefSeq and is a predicted model, not a curated record. Lineage: Eukaryota; Fungi; Ascomycota; Sordariomycetes; Xylariales; Hypoxylaceae. Gene Ontology annotation, molecular function: 2-oxoglutarate-dependent dioxygenase activity. Gene Ontology annotation, cellular component: cytoplasm.
AUGUGCCGAGGAGAUAUAUCAAUAGAUCUUGCUUUAACAUAUGACGUGAUUCUUGGGGCAUUUGGUGACUGGAUUGCGAUAUCGAUGCAAUGUGCCACUGGACCAAAUACACGACAAGCAACGACUCAUAUGGUUACGUCGUCUGAAGUGAUAAUUAUAUCUGCUUCACAUUGCUGGAUUCUUUCCGCCCGUGUAAUAUCAAGCCGCAAAAAUGUCACCUUCAAUCUCCGUUCUAGCGCAGCUCAGGCAGAAAACGAGUUUGAUACCUAUGACGAAGGCGCGGCAGCGAGUAAAACUAAAGAAAGAAAGCUCCUUGUUGAACCUCUGCAAUAUGGCGGAACGCUUGAUUCUUAUCGUUACUUCGACGUUACGCCAGUAAUCGGGCGUGAGUUUCCCGAAGCCCAACUGAACAAAAUUCUCAAAGACGACGCCCAAAUUCGAGACUUAGGCAUCACUAUUGCACAACGUGGUGUGAUCUUUUUCCGAAACCAGGAUCUCACUGUCGAACAACAAAAAGCCCUCGGCCAGAAACUUGGUGAGCUCACAGGGAAACCAUCAACAUCAAAGCUUCAUAGGCAUGCUGUUAUUCACAGCAAGCGGGGCGUGGCUGUCGACGAGCAAGGGAAUCGAGACGAUGAAAUCUCCGUUAUAUCCUCUGAGCAAAACAAGAAAUUUUAUAACGGCCUUUUCACUGUCAACUCUGGAAAGAUUGCUAGUCAUGGAUGGCAUGCCGACAUCUCUUUCGAGAAUGCCUCUUCGGAUUAUACUCUUCUGAAGAUUAUCACUCUUCCGGAAGAAGGGACUGGCGGCGAUACUCUGUGGGCAUCAGGGUAUGAAGCAUAUGAUCGACUAUCCCCUGCAUUCAAAAAGCUAGCGGAAAGCCUUAAAGCCGUUCAUUCUCAGCCGUACUUCCGUACCCUCGUAGAGAAGCAUGGACUAGAACUUAUCGAGGAAAAUCGUGGAUCCCCCGAAAAUAGAGGGACAGAAUUUUGGGCUUCCCACCCGGUAGUGCGGACGAACCCAGUAACAGGGUGGAAAAGCUUGUUUGCUUCUGGAUCACAAAUUCGUUCUAGCGGAUUUGAAGGCGUAACAGAACGCGAGAAUGAGAUACUAAAAUUAUAUUUCCUGCAGCUGAUUGCUGAGAAUCAUGACCUCCAAGUUCGCUUCAAAUGGGGUUUAAAUGACGUAGCAAUUUGGGAUAACCGAUCUGCCUUCCAUACUGCGACAUACGACUACUAUGGCAAACGUCAAGGAAAUAGGGUUGUUUCUGUUGGAGAGAAAGCGUAUUUCGAUCCGAGCUCCACAUCCCGUCGUGAAGCUUUAUUUGGGCAAGAUGGAUUGUGA